CAAAUAAGUUUAAAAAUGUCGGUCGAUCUUUUGUGUAAAUUGACCGAAAUCGAUCAUAACGAAUUGGAAGAUUACAAUUCCAACCCUCUGAUCAUCUGCCAGAAAAGCUUCCUACCUAAGAUAACCGGUCCAAUCUACUCCAAACUUUCGGUAGAAGACGAUAAGAACGAUAAGAAAAAGCCAACUUUCGACAUAAACGAAUGGUUUCCCUUCUGCAACAGCUACUACAAUUUUUCCGAGCAAGUGGAUGCUUUCGCAAGAACGAACCAUCUCCUGGGCUUGAGAUCGUCCUCAACCACCACAACCUCCUUCAAAAACGAGACCGAGAAUACCAAGAGGAAAUUUUUAUACUCGACCAGACAGUCCCAAAUCGAUUAUUUGGAAUCCAAACCGUUAUCUUUCCUCAUCCUCGGCAAGCCUUCCAUCGGCGAAGAAGAUCUUGGAAAACAAUUGGCGGAUUAUUGGCAAUGCGUCUACCUGGACCCUGAAACCCUGAUCAAGGAAGAGAUGGAGUCUGGUUCCAGGGCCGGUCAAUGCAUAGAGUUCAAUCUGAGGUGCGGAAGGGCCAUAGGAAUCGACGUCAUACUGAGGCUGAUCAAGAAACGAGUCAAGACUGAAUCUGUGCUUCACCGAGGUUUCGUCCUUUGCGGUCUACCAGUAAUCCCCAAUGAUCUCUACGAGGAGGAUCCGGUAUCCGCAGAAUCCGCCGUUUUCACCGUUCAAGAGAUAUUCGAGGAGAUAUUAGACAACGCGUACGAAGCCACCGUUGUACCUGUCCCAAAUUUGAUGCCGUCUACGCCGAGAUUGAGAAGCAUAGAAGACACGAGUAGUUACAGAGCUUCCAGGGUUGAAUUCGGGGAAUUCCAGUACACCGAUAUCCCCGCAUCUGAUUCAAAAUCUAUAAAGAGUUUGGAAGGAAAAGAAUCUGGUAAAAUUCCUUCCGUUCGCGAUUUGGUCGACAACGUGGUUCCACCAGACCUCGGAGAUCUGCAAACUGAGGUCUGCGAUCCUCCGGAAAUCAGUACGAACUAUAAAGAACAGCUUAACUUCAUCAUGGACCUAUUCGAAGGUCCCUUCAUGAUCAUAUACAUGAUCUGCGAGAGCGAGGACGUGAUACGUAAACGAAGAGACUACAGGUAUGACAUAUACUCCCAGACUGUCAUAGAUUUGCUCAAGGAAAAAACCGACAAGAACCUCCUCUCUCUAUUCUCCCACCAGACUAGAUUAGGUCUGGGAGUAUUGAACCCCAUAGACGAGAUAUUCGAGAACGUAUCCAGAUUCCUAAAAGAUAGCUCAGAACUGGUCCAUCUGGUAAAACUACCCAGGGACUUCCCAGCACACGUGCAGACUCAGCUGCAGCGUUUUCACGACGUGGCCGCCAGUCUAAUCGAAGCUGUGAUCUUGGAACACGACCCGGAGUAUUACUUGAAGGUGGACGGUAGGACUUGCACCAAUCGGAUAUUCAACUCGGUCAAGUGGAAGCUGAGAACCUCCAACGUCCAGAGGGUCCUGUUGCCCGAAAAGAUCAUAUCUACGGAUACCAUGGGGACGGAGGGUGAAGAUUCCGAGUUCCCCAAGAAACUGAACAUGGAGAACAUGGAGAAAUGCUUCAAGGACUUCAGCCGCAGGAAAAUAGUCAAUACGAUGUUCAAGUGGGAAUACAGCGAUUGGGGGCCACGUUGUCCUGUCGCCAUGACCGAGGGAAAGUACGUAGAUGGCGAUCCAGCGUAUGCCGUCCAAUUCAUGAACCACAUCUUCUUCUUAUCGAGUCAGGAGGCGUUCAUCAAGUUCUACAGGAACCCCAGACCGUUCUUACUACCGCCCAAUCCGAGGUCUCACGGAAAACUCUACGUUAUAGGUCCGGGAUGUUCGGGCAAAACGGCCGUAUCCAAUUGCCUCGGGUACUACCUCAAUUCGACAGUUUUAUCGCCGACCGAACUGUACAAAAACUUCGUCAAUCAAAAACGGGAGAACCUCUUGGAAAGGAUGAGACAAGCGAUGAUAACCGACAAGCUGACCAUGAUCAACACGGACCUCAUCCGUAAUCACCAGCUGGAAAAGCUAAUCCUCGAGGAGAAGGUCAACAUAUGGCUAUCGAAAUUCCGCCACUACAUCGACAACGAAGUGCUCAAAGCCAAGAGAUCCAAGUCGGACGUGCACCUCCAACUCUCGUCGUUUCCCGUCCUGAUGGGCUUCAAGGUCAACCGGGAAGACAUCGAGAAAGAGGUCCCGUUCGAGGGGAUCUUCCUGAACGAAUCCACCGCCAGGGACCUGGUGGAUCAUCCCGACAGGAUGCUGAUGUACCUGCCGGAAGAGCUGAGGAGGACCGUGAAAGAUUACGUCCCCGUGACCGUCCUCGAGGAGUCCAUACUCGAGGAGAUCGAGGAUUACGUGCAGAAAUCGGACAUGGACGAAAUAAUCCUGGGCGAAGAGGACUUUCUGGAGAUGUACGGCACCGCCAUCAGGCAGGAAGAGGCCAAAUACAUGGAACGCGAGAAUUGCAGGGGUGGAUGGAUAAUCGACGGUUUCAGCUACGAUUUUAACUUCUUCCAGAGGGUUUACGACGAGUGUCCACCGGACCAUGUAAUAAUUCUGGAAGAUUCUUCUAAUGGCGACUUUCUCCUGGAUCGUUUCAGAACCAGGGGAGCUAAUCUGUUCCACGAUUAUCGCGGCUUCUUCCGCAGCAUCGACAGACCCGACUUAGCCGAGAGAGUCGUCGACGAAGAUCACGAAACUACCAGAGAUAGGAUAAUCGAGGAUAUUUUAGGUGACGUUUUCACCCAGAAAGAGUUCCUGAUCAAACCGGAAGAUCCUGAAGACGUCACCGAGGAAGUUCUGUUGGAGAGGAGAGAAUCCCAGAUCAACUAUAAGAACGAACUGGAGGAAUUCGACGUUUCCAAAGAACAAAUACUCGGUUUCCUGGUGAAGAUGAAAAAAGACGCGAUUGUCUUGGAUGUCAAAGAUAAGACGCUGGUGGAUCUCAUGAGAGAAGUCCUGUCUUCCUUCGAAGACCGGUAUCGUCUACCCGCCGAGGUCUUUAGCGACCACGACCGUUUGCAGGAAGCCACAGAUUUCGGGUAUAACGCGGACGCUGAAGGCGCUGGCGAGGGUGUUGAUCUGAAGGGGCAAGAAGAGUUCGAGGCGAAUAGAAGAUACGGAGAUACAUUCAAAUAUUGUCCCGUAACAUUCCACGAGAAAGGUGUGCUGUGGGAGGGAAAGAAAGACCACGCUGCGAAAUUCCAAGGGAAACUUUAUUUAUGUUCGUCCAAGGAAGACCUGGACGCUUUCAUCAAGAAACCAAGAAAGUACCUGCCCAUCGACAAACCUUUCGGAUCGUUUCCUCCUCCCAGAAUAUGCGUGAUAGGACAUUCAAAAAGCGGUAGAACAUCGACGAGCAAAACGAUAUCGAAGAAUUUCGCCUGUUGUUACAUGGAUUUCAUGGAAUUCCUGAGGGCCAAAGGAGCCGAAAAAGAAAACAGCGAGAAUUACCAGAACAUACAAGAAUACUUACAUACCGACACGCCGUUACAGGAGGAAUUACUCAAGGAAUUUCUGUAUCCCCUGUGGUUCGAGGAACCUUACAGAACUAUGGGAUUCGUCAUCGACGAUUUUCCCAAGAGACCAUCUGAUAUAACGGCCAUAACCAAUCAUAAAACCAUACCGGACGUGGUUAUAAGUAUGAAAGUUCCCAAGAAGGAACUCUACGAAAGAACCCUCGGAAAAGAACUGGACGAUUGGCAGAACAGGAUGCAAGAGGUGCGUUCCAAACGGCACAUAGAACACCUGGAACUGCACACCAAGUGGGAACAGAGCAGAAAAGAGCGGUUCGAACAACUCAUGGAGGCCAAGAAACAGCAGAGGUACGCGGAGAGGAAGCAACGCGUUGUCAACGAGGGCGAAAACGUCCAAAAGGCCACACCGGAAAGGCCGUAUAUGGAAGAUUUGCAGGAGACGGACGAAGAGCUAUCCUCCUUCCGUUCCAAGUCUCAGGUCACCUACGAUUCGGUCGCGGAACAGGCCGACGUGGAGGAGGUAAACAAGCAGUUGUCAGCUGAACUCCCGGAACCUCUUUUCGACAUCGAUAUCGAGAACAUAGCGGAUGUAUCGGAAAAGAUCAAGGUGGAAUUCGAGGAUAGGUACUCCAGGGAGAUCGAUUUCCUGAAACUCAUCAAGGAGAUGCUACUGACGGCGCCGAUACCUUACCAAGAAUUGAAUUCGGAGAAGAAAUUGGAGAUGACCCAGUACGCCGCCCUUCUCGCCGUCGACGGCUAUAAGUUCAGGAAUAGGUCGUUCUUCGAACGCACCUACGAGGUUUCCAUAGAGGUGGCCGAGAGACUGUUGGCCAGCGGGUACUAUUUUCUCAGCAUGUUCGGUAGGACUUGCCCCAUCCAAUACCACAAGCAGGACGUCAAGGUCCAGCUGUUUAUUCCCAUGGAGCAACAGUUCAACGUGUUCCCGAUGAUACAUAGGCAAUAUAUUUACUUCUUGGUGGGCAAAGAGGGUAAAGAACAAUUCCGUAAAGAUCCCCUGAGGUACGUCGAUAUAGAUAACUUCAAUUUUCCCCUUCUACCGAUCAGAAUCGCUCUGAUUGGGCCGCCAAAGUGCGGCAAGACGGCCUUGGCCGAUCGUUUUCGGAUAGAACUCGGAUUGAAGGUCGUGUCCAAAGGUCAGGCGGCCAGAUACGUCAUGAAUUACCUUCCGUAUUCGGCUCUGGGACUCUCCAUGGAAUCCAGGCUGAGAAUGGGGCUGGAGCUGAAGGAAAAAACGGUGCUGAGUUGUUUCGAGGCCGUCACGUACGAUCCACGUGCAGUCACCCAGGGAUUCGUGAUGGACGGCUUCCCCAACAGCGCGAAAGAAGUCAAAUACUUGACGUCCAUGGGUUUGAUGCCGCAAUUGGUGAUAGAUCUGUACACGGAAGAUCCGGGAGUUUACGAUUACGUCUCGACCGAAGCCUCCAAGAUAUUCUCUCCUCCCUACAGCAAGCACUUCAUGGAGUACCGCUAUAAGAUUUGGGAAAACGACCAGGAGGGUUACAGGACCUGGUUAGACGGUGAAUACCAGAACAUGGUUAGGGUGCCGAUCAACACCUGCAUGUGGGACAUAUGGGAGAAGGCGUACGAUUUCUUGAAAGCGGCGGUUUACGAGAUCAGGCACUACUUCAUCCAUUGCAAAGACGGUUGGCCUCUGCGUCUGGCCAACAUGUUGGUAUCGCCGUUGGAGUUCAUGGAACGCGAGAGUAUAUACAAGACGUACUGUCCGUGUUGUCUGUACCAUUCGAACAGUUUGGUUUCCGGCGGUUUUCCACCGGAUCGUACCGGUUUGGUGCACUUCCGCAAGUACUUUUACUACGUUUGUGCCGAUCACAUUGAGGAGUUCCUGGAGACGCCCUGUCAAUUUUUACCGCCUUACAACCCCAACAAGCUACCGGUCGAUCUCCCGCAGAAAGUAAAACUUGAUGACGAGCCUGAUAACGUAUAUCAGAAUGGUUUUUGCGUGGUCUGUGGCAGGGAUGAGAUGAAGAGCGUCAAGGGUACCUUGGAGUACGCCACCAAGUUCGGGAAUUACGUAUACAUGUGCGAUACCGAGGAAUGCGAUAAGAAGUUUAGACAAUCCCCGAUGACCUACUUCAACGUCACGAUAACGCUCAAAGACGUCAAGUAUCCAGCCCUCAACUACAAGGACCUACCGCCGCUUGGUUGUUUGGAGCAGUUCGUGGCUAAAGACGUCAUAAACGCCAUAAAGGCCACGGCGGCCAUGCGACCCGUUCUUCCCGGAUUGACCAUCCAGCAGUCCGCCCUGUUGACCAUGGCCAUGCAUCUGAAGAUCGACAACGGGCGUCUGUCGGCGGAAGAGAGGGGAGUCCAGAAGGAGGCGCUGGAUCUCAUGAAGAAGAGGAGGAAGGACCUCUUGAAGUACCUGGAGAUGUUCAGGAAGUACAGGAACCCCUUCAUUUACUACGAGGAGCCGGUGCCGGCGUUGAAGAUCACGGAGUGGAUCAAAGAGCGGUUUGGGGAUACCGUGCCCGCUUGGUCUUAUACCGAGAUCCAUCCGGAUCAGGCGUUCAACUUGAUGGAAGGACCGGGGGAGGAUUCAAGUCGUGUUCCGGUGCCAGAUGCAAGAUAUGACUAUCUGUGCGAAUAUUUCAAACCUUUAAGCAAAGUCCCGGCUUUCCUGAACGUAGUCGACAUAGCCGGUCUGGUCAAGGGUGCUUCCGAAGGACAAGGUCUCGGAAACGCUUUCCUGUCCCACAUCAGCGCUUGCGACGCCAUUUUCCACCUGUGUCGAGCCUUCGAAGACGACGACGUGACCCACGUGGAGGGUGAGGUGAAUCCCGUCAGGGAUCUCGAGAUCAUCAACGAAGAAUUGAGACUGAAGGACGAGGAAACUCUGAACAAGGCUCUGGACAAACUCGGUAGGGUUGUAGAGAGAGGAGGAGACAAGAAGCUGAAACCGGAAUACGAUACGUUACAAAAGGUUAAGCAUGUGCUGGUGGAAGAGAAGAACCACAUCAGGUUUGCCGACUGGGAUUCUAAGGAUAUUGAGAUACUCAAUAAGUAUCUCUUUUUGACGUCGAAACCGGCACUUUACCUCAUCAAUCUUUCGGAGAAAGAUUACAUCAAGAAAAAGAACAAAUGGUUAAUAAAGAUAAAGGAAUGGGUUGACAAGCACGACCCGGGGGCGCUGAUCAUUCCGUUCUCUGGAGCCUUCGAGCACAAGCUGGUCGAGGAGUUCGAGGAUCCUGUGCUCAGGAAGAAGUUCUUGGAGGAUAAUAACGUCACCAGUGCUUUGGACAAGAUCGUCGUCAAUGGAUACAAAGCAUUGCAACUGGAAUACUUCUUCACUGCUGGUCAUGACGAGGUUAAGGCGUGGACAAUACAAAAAGGCACCAAGGCCCCACAGGCAGCAGGUCGCAUCCACACCGACUUCGAGAAAGGUUUCAUCAUGGCCGAAGUCAUGAAGUUCCAGGACUUCAAGGAAGAGGGCUCCGAGUCGGCCUGCAAGGCGGCAGGGAAAUACAGACAACAAGGGAGGAAUUACGUGGUGGAGGACGGGGAUAUAAUUUUCUUCAAGUUCAAUGCUGGCGCGGGUCUCAAAGACGCCAAGAAAAAAUGAUCAUAUUUAUUCGUAUAAGACUUUAUUUACUUCACUGCAUGUUUUGCUUGAUGAUUUGCGAUAACAACUUAAUUUAAGGAAUAAAUUAUGAUUGGUUUUUGAA
Molecule: messenger RNA, 7216 nt
Organism: Coccinella septempunctata (seven-spotted ladybird)
Lineage: Eukaryota; Metazoa; Arthropoda; Insecta; Coleoptera; Coccinellidae
Product: adenylate kinase 9
Exons: 9
Coding region: 16-7113 (2365 amino acids)
Cellular component (GO): cytoplasm
Molecular function (GO): ATP hydrolysis activity; GTP binding; ATP binding
Source: RefSeq, a predicted model, not a curated record